This is a messenger RNA of Rotaria sp. Silwood1, 218 nucleotides long. The record is from the annotation of a GenBank genome assembly. NCBI's taxonomy places the organism in Eukaryota, Metazoa, Rotifera, Eurotatoria, Philodinida, Philodinidae.
AUGUAUAAGGAUUCACGAUUUAAUAAUGAAUCAAUAGCUUAUACACAAUUUUUACGUACUGGUUUUCCUCCUCCAUUUGAUAUUACAAUAAAAGGUAUGCGUGAUAGAACUGAAGCUUUACAUAAAAAAAUUAAUGAAAAAUUGAUUGGAACAUUCAAGGGAAUAGAAGAAGAAAAAAAUAUUAAAAUUAAUAAUAAUACAGGUAGAUUGUCAAAUAA